UGCUACAGCUGCGUGAUGUCGCGACGGGCCUUGAGGCGGCUGAGGGGGGAGUCGCGGGGCCAGGCGCUGCUGGAGGAGGAGGCCCCGCCGCCGCCGCCGCCCUCGGGGGGUCCCGAAGGGGGAAGAGGCGGCGAGGAGGAGGAGGAGGAGGAGGAAGGCGGGGAGCGGCUGUCGCGGCCAGGCUGCAGGAGGCGGAGGCGGGGGCAGCACGAGCCGGCGGGUCGGGUCGCCAACCUCUUCGAGCUGAUAACCAAUGAAGAACCAGAGGAUGAUUUAGCAUCCAAAGAGGUGAAAGAUGAUUCCAGGCUGCAGGAGGAAGAUGACGCAGAGGCAGGACCUGGAGGUCUGGAGACUGACAGGCGGAAAGAAGGAGAAGAGGCAGAACAACCGGACCAAAUGCCUGUUUCAAAUAACAAAUCACGGAAAAAAAAGAAGAAAAGAAAGAAUAAGAAGAAUGCAUCAGGCGAGACUCUGUGCGCUCCAGAUGAAGACAACUCCGAAGACAUCGAGAGCAUCCUGGUGAGGAUUGAGAAUUCCAACGGGCCGUCAUGCCAAAGCCAGAGCAGAGUGGUCACAGAUAGUCGACCUCUGCUUUACGUGGAGCACAGGAACUUGAAUCCAGAAACUGAGCUGAAGCGAUAUUUUGGGGCCCGAGCGGUUCUUGGUGAUCAGAGGCCGAGGACAAGGCAGCGCCAGUACGUCCGCAGCACGUGGCUGACAGCGCCCAAGAACACUUGGCCACGCCAUAGCAAAACAGGUAUAUCCAUGGCGCUGCUAGAGACGAAACGGGGGGUGCAGCACUUCGCCUUUGAGCACCAUCGGGAAUACCAGCAAGUGCAGUUCAAAUUCUUGGAUGCUGUGGAGUCCAUGGACCCAAACAAUCUUGUGCUUUUGCUCCAGAUGAACCCGUCUCACGUGGACUCGCUCCUGCAGCUCAGCGAUGUGUGUCGGAUGCAGGAAGACCAGGAGAUGGCCAGAGACCUCGUCGAGAGGGCCCUUUAUACCCUGGAGUGCGCCUUCCACCCGAUGUUCAGCCUCACCAGUGGGAUAUGCAGGCUGGACUACCGGAGGCCUGAGAACAGAGCUUUCUACCUAGCUCUCUUCAAGCACAUGAUUUUCCUCGAGAGGAGAGGUUGCCCUCGCACCGCCCUGGAAUUCUGCAAACUUCUCCUAAGCCUUGAUCCAGAGAACGACCCGCUGUGCAUGCUGCUGGUCAUCGAUUUGCUGUCGCUCCGAGCGAAAGAAUACGCCUUCCUGACACGCGUGUUCCAGGAGUGGGAGGGUCAUCGGAACCUGUCCCAGCUCCCAAACUUUGCUUUCUCGGUCCCUCUGGCGUAUUUCUUUCUGAGCCAGCAGGAAGAUCUCUCUGAAGCGGAGCUAAGCCAAGCCCACGAAAGAGCGGCUGGCCUCAUUCAGCAGGCGCUGAUCAUGUUCCCCAGCGUUCUGAUGCCUCUGCUAGAUCGCUGCAGCGUGCAGCCAGACUCCAUGGUGGCCUCUCACGCCUUCUUUGGACUGGAAGCCCAGUUAAGCUCGCCUCCUGCGCUGAACCAGCUGGUCUCCCUCUACCUGGGGAGGACUCAUUCCCUCUGGAAGGACCUGGCUGUCGUGGCCUGGCUGGAGACCAACGUGCACGAGGUGUUGCGGAGGGUGGACUCCAGGGACCCAGCGUUGGAGGAGGCGGAGCACAAGCGAAAGGCGAGGUACCAGAACGCCCCCAGGAACGUCCACCGCCACGUGAUCCUCUCGGAGAUCAGGGAAGCCACGGCCGCGUUGCCUCCAGAAGUGACCUCCCAGCCUAUAAUGGGGUUCGAUCCUCUGCCGCCUCUGGACUCCAUCCUUUCGUACACAAGGCCGGAAAGGGCGGCUCACCUGUCCGAUGAAAGCACUUUAUCUCUUUUCUUUCGCUCGCUGUUGCCAAACUUCAACUUGCAGGGGGAAGUCAGAGCCGGUGGAGAGGAAGAGCCGGGCGCAGGGCAGAACCUCAACCAGGGCGUGAACCGGCUGAUGGCGGCCAUGCGGGACAUGCUGGCGAACAUCCAGUUCCAAGAGCCCCCGCGGGAUGACAACCCUGAAGGGGAUGCAGGAGAGUGGGACUGACCCCUUGCCACCACCACCCCGAACAGCGCACCUACCCCCCCCCCCCCAUGUAAUCUCCCUUGCCGUAAAAUAAACUGCCGUGAGCUA
Elgaria multicarinata webbii is the source of this 2184-nucleotide messenger RNA. RefSeq names its product transcription factor 25 (gene TCF25). The coding region runs from base 16 to 2097 and encodes 693 amino acids. Gene Ontology annotation, cellular component: RQC complex. The record is from RefSeq and is a predicted model, not a curated record. Lineage: Eukaryota; Metazoa; Chordata; Lepidosauria; Squamata; Anguidae. The transcript is spliced from 18 exons. Gene Ontology annotation, molecular function: protein binding.